Tachysurus vachellii is the source of this 2872-nucleotide messenger RNA. It is a transcript of the gene ldb1a, whose product is annotated as LIM domain binding 1a. Lineage: Eukaryota; Metazoa; Chordata; Actinopteri; Siluriformes; Bagridae. Gene Ontology annotation, molecular function: LIM domain binding. Bases 171 to 1235 code for a protein of 354 amino acids. Gene Ontology annotation, biological process: nervous system development; negative regulation of transcription by RNA polymerase II; positive regulation of transcription by RNA polymerase II. The record is from RefSeq and is a predicted model, not a curated record. The transcript is spliced from 11 exons. Gene Ontology annotation, cellular component: transcription regulator complex; nucleus.
UCCUGCUUCUAGCUGAGCUCCUGUUUCUACAUUUUUAUUCCCUUAUGCACUCCUCCUCCUCACUGCCCUCCCCUCGGCAUCUGUUUCUGCUCCUCAGAGGAAGCCCAUGCUAGCAGCGUGUGGACUCAACAGCAGCUUUCUGUUCCAAGCAGCACCAAACAUGUGAGAAGAUGUCUGUUGGAGGUUGCGCUUGCCCAGGCUGUUCGUCCAAGUCGUUCAAGCUGUACUCCCCAAAGGAGCCUCCCAACGGUAGUGCCUUCCCCCCAUUUCACCCAGGCACUAUGCUGGACAGAGAUGUGGGCCCGACGCCAAUGUACACCCCUUCGUACAUGGAACCUGGAAUAGGGAGGCAUACACCAUAUGGAAACCAAACAGACUACAGGAUAUUUGAACUGAAUAAACGGCUGCAGAACUGGACAGAGCAGGAUUGUGACAAUCUAUGGUGGGAUGCCUUCACUACAGAAUUCUUUGAAGAUGAUGCCAUGUUAACAGUCACAUUCUGUUUAGAAGAUGGUCCUAAACGAUACACCAUCGGCCGAACGUUGAUUCCUCGCUACUUUAGAAGUAUCUUUGAGGGGGGAGCGACUGAACUCUUCUAUGUUCUAAAGCAUCCCAAGGAGUCUUUCCACAGCAACUUUGUGUCCCUUGACUGUGAUCAGUGCACUAUGGUCACGCAAAAUGGCAAGCCCAUGUUUACACAGGUUUGUGUAGAAGGCAGGUUAUAUCUGGAAUUCAUGUUUGACGAUAUGAUGCGCAUAAAGACGUGGCACUUCAGCAUCAGACAGCACCGUGAAGUCGUUCCACGCAGCAUAUUGGCCAUGCAUGCACAAGACCCACAGAUGCUUGACCAGCUCUCAAAAAACAUCACAAGAUGUGGGUUGUCCAAUUCAACAUUAAACUACCUCAGACUUUGUGUAAUCCUGGAACCCAUGCAGGAGUUAAUGUCCAGACACAAGACGUACAGCCUCAGUCCUCGAGAUUGUUUGAAGACAUGCUUAUUUCAGAAAUGGCAAAGGAUGGUUGCCCCACCAGCUGAGCCAGCAAGACAAGCGCCAAAUAAGCGACGGAAACGGAAAAUGUCUGGUGGCAGCACCGUGAGCACUGGUGGAGGCAACAACAGCAACAGCAACAGUAAGAAGAAAAGUCCAGCCAGCAGCUUUGCGCUCUCCAGCCAGGUACCUGACCUGGUUGGAACAAAAACCUGUACAGUUCCGGAGCUUGAGGACCGGAGUUGAGAACCACUACGUAAAAUCUCUUAUUAAAGAAAUAAAUUAAUGAAAUAAGCAAAUAAGUGAAAGCCUCAAUGGUACUGGAGUUAUGGUCAUGCUGAGUAUGGUCAUAAGCAGAAGUGGAUCAUGAAGCCAGACUCCUAAGAGGUGUUUGUUUUAUCUUAUUUGUUUUUGAUUUGUUGAUGAUUUUUUUUUCUGUCAUUUUUAUUUUUCUAGCAAUUUGUAAAGGAAAAAUUAUGAGCAAGUAAAAAAUAUCCUGAAUAUCCUUUGCACUGUUGCCACUCUAUUUUUGAUCUUUUUUUUUUUAAUGAAAAUUUAUAGUAAUUUUUUUUUUGUUUUUUAAUCAUUCUUUAUUAUUAAUAAGUGGAAUUUGAUUAAAUACGUAUGUGGAGUAUGGUAGAUUUAUAUAAUAAUAAUUUGUAUUAUUAAAAUUAUGACUUUGUGGUACAAAGCUACGGCCCUGUAAAAUGUGUGCUAAAGGUUUUAUGGCAUGUAUGUCUGAAAUCUGCCUGUUUUCAGACAUAAGGCUUACAGCGAGAGAAGCUAAUUAUUGGCAGGAUCUCCCCUUUUUAUGUAAUCUUAUUUGGAGGCUUUACCUCCAUGUGUAUGGUACACACAGUCUUACUGGAUAAUUUGAGUUGAUGUUCUCAUUGAAAGAGAUUUUUAGUCUGUACAGGAAAGUAGUCAACUCGAUACCUAUUAUGAAGUCUUCAUGGUACACUAACCAUGUGGUUUCAAAUGCAUAAGCAAAGCACCUCUUUUCCUCAACAAUAGAUUAUGUAAUUAUUUUAGUCUCCGAAGAAUGUUUUGUUCUUUUUCUUUUUUUUUUAUAUGCUACAGACCAAGGAUCUAAGAGCAAGAUAAUUCAACUCAACAAUUGUGUAUUUGAUUCUAUGAAGAAUACUUUUCAUAAUUUUGUUUGUGUAUUUGUGCUUGUAUAUUUAAGACUGUAGCUAAGGUCUGUAUAAGUGUAAUUGUAUUUACUCGUCUUAAGAACAUCUCUGAGGACUUGCAUUUUAAUGUAAAAAAAAAAAAACAACAAAAAAAAAACCCAUGCAUUGUAGUCAGUGUUUUUAGAAAUAUUAGCCAUAGGUAUCAUUUUAUUUCUGGGAUUAGCUUUUUCAGUGUACAAUGUAUUUAUUUUUUUCCCUUGUUGCAUCUUGUGUGUAUAUACAUUACAUGUCAGUUUUCUGCCAUUUUCAGUAGAGCAACAUGGCGCUGCCUUUCUACUUCUCAUUGCUUCAUUAUUUCAUUUUGUCUAAGCAAAGAAUUAAAAGUUAUCUAAAAAAAAUCAACCCUUUAGCUAUUAAACCCCUUAGACAUACUAGAUUAAAACACCAGAGGGCAUUCUGAAUUUUGAUUGUGUGUACUAUAUGGGGAAAGAGUUAUACUAAGUAUUCUGCCUGAGGCUCUGGAUGUUUUAUAUAUAAACAAAAAAAAAAACCUUCAAGUAAAAUCUUUGUUCACAUUUCUUCCAAAUGUUCUUUGUUUGGGGGUUUUCACCAAAAUAUCCGUAAAGGGUCAAACCCUUUUCGUUGUUCCUGUCGAGCCUCUUUGAUAGUGGCUGUUUGAUAAAUCUAUUUUUUUCUAUUGUCUGCUAUUGAUGAUCCAUGUAUGGUAUAAUAAAACCAAUUUUCAUGUAA